Messenger RNA from Papaver somniferum (opium poppy), 1605 nucleotides. RefSeq names its product F-box/kelch-repeat protein At3g23880-like. Bases 39 to 1241 code for a protein of 400 amino acids. The transcript has 2 exons. NCBI's taxonomy places the organism in Eukaryota, Viridiplantae, Streptophyta, Magnoliopsida, Ranunculales, Papaveraceae. The record is from RefSeq and is a predicted model, not a curated record. Gene Ontology annotation, molecular function: protein binding.
AGUAAAUUGGGGAUUUUUUUUCAAAGUUUUACAGCAGAAUGAAAAGACCUAAUAAUUCCAGAAUAGCAGAACAAGAAUCAUCUGCAAUGUCGAUCUUUAUUCCAGAAGAGAUCAUAUUUGACAUUUUAACAAGAUUACCAGCAAAAUCUCUCUCAAGAUUCAGGUGUGUAUCCAAAUCUUGGAACAAUCUUAUUAAAAACCCUCGUUUUGUCAAACUCCAAAUUAACCAUUCUUUGAAAUAUGGUGAACCUGGUAUCAUAUAUACAUAUACUCGCGAGAGAAAGAUCUGUUGUGUUGAUUACGAUUCAUCAUCUUCGAGAUUAAGUAAUUCUGUUGCUCAAUUUGAUUGCCCUUCAGAACUUAAAAUGGGACGCAUUAUAGAUUCUUGCAAUGGGUUAGUUUGUUAUCUUUCAUCUCUGAGAGAAAUUGUGAUUUGCAAUCCGUAUAUUAAAGAUUACAGGAAGUUACCAUCGCCAUCCGAACCAGAUGUUACGAAUCCAAGAUAUGAAUAUGACAAUUAUACCUAUUGUAAGUAUGGGUUCGGCUAUGAUUCGAAAACAGAUGAUUAUAAGUUUGCAUGUAUGUCAAAGUAUCCAGGAAUGUCUACUGAAAUCAUUGUAUAUUCAUUGAUAUUCGAUUCAUGGAAGAUAUGGCAAGACAUCCCUUAUGAAUUAGCUGAUGAUGAUCUAGUGCUUUUUGAAGGAAUUUUUUACUGGGUGGAAGAUAGAUCAGAAUAUGCCGAGACAGAUGAAGACAUCGGUAAAGUGAUUUCCUCUUUGGAUAGUGGUGUGGACUCAUUCACAAGAUAUGCACUACCACAACACUUCAAAAAGUGUAUCGGCCGGAUAUAUGUUUGUGUUUUGGGAGGUUGUCUUCACAUUAUUGGUAAUCAUCACAGGGGGUCUUUUAGUGAGGUUUGGGUGAUGAAAGAUUUUGGUUGGACAAAACUGUUCACUAUUGAUAAAACAAGUAGUGGCCUUAGAUGCUUUGCGUGUUUGAAUCUGAAGCAUUCCUUCAAGAAUGGUGAGAUUUUGGUACAGGCGAAUAGCGCUUUCUCUUAUUUGUAUGAUCUCAAACGUAAAAGGUUCGAAAAACUUGUGUUCAAUGACUGUGAAGUGUUCAACUCAUGCGCUUUUCUGGGGACCUUCGUUUCACCUAAUAACUUGGGUACUUCUUUGGGGAAUGCAGCAGGUCACAACAAGCGGCAGAAGGUUUCACAUGUAAAGAAGAUGAAAGAUUAGUCUGUGUGGUUUUCAUCCAAUAGCAAACAUGCUUGCUUGAUCUUAGCUCAGUGGAAGAAUGCACAUGAAUUCAGCGUACCUGUACAAUGCAAAUUUGUAAAGUAAACAAGGUUUGUUCUUAUGACAAGUUAGAGAAGAAGAGUUUAUAUCUUUGCCUUAAAUUUCAGAUACGCGUUAAAGAUUGUAGGAAGUCUGACUUUUUGGAUGCUUGAUGUGAUGUAGGAUGACCUUUAGGUAAUCAAAGUUGUACAUUUUUGUAUUAAACAAUUGAUCACAGUUUGGUUAUUUUCUGCAAUGCUAGUCCUUUAGAGAGGAAGGAUAAGCAUUGUGACAGGAAGUUUUCUUUCCAUAUACUAAAGCAUGA